Messenger RNA from Necator americanus (New World hookworm), 285 nucleotides. RefSeq lists its product as uncharacterized. The transcript has a single exon. The coding region runs from base 1 to 285 and encodes 94 amino acids. NCBI's taxonomy places the organism in Eukaryota, Metazoa, Nematoda, Chromadorea, Rhabditida, Ancylostomatidae. The record is from RefSeq and is a predicted model, not a curated record.
AUGUGGACGAUUCGCUACGGAGACUACCUCAGACUUUGUCCUUACAACGCGAGAAUAGUGUCCACAGACGCAAACCUACAUGCUAUUCCCGCAGCCGCAAAGCGUUCCAAAUUCCACGUGAUUGCUCUGCAAGAGACCCAGAGCAUAAGGAGUGACGUACGAAAGAUGAAUGAUGAUAAACCCGUCAUUCGCAGGGAAAAGGUUUCGUCGCAAAACGUAGGUGGUGUCGGUUUUGUUGGGCACCCAAGUGUCGUUCAUCUUGCCAAUUCUCACAAGAUUCUCUGA